UAUAAGAGACAUGGCCGCGUUGACGGUGGAGAACUUCGCCGCGCUCCAGAGCCUGCUGAAGGCCUCCUCAAAAGAUGUUGUCAGACAGCUGUGCCAAGAGAGCUUUUCCAGUUCAGCCGUUGGCUCAAAAAAACUCUUGGAUAUGACAUGUUCCAGCUUGUCUGUGACCCAGGAGGAAGCAGAGCAGCUGCUCCAGGCUCUGCACCGCCUCACCAGGCUGGCCGUGUUCCGUGACCUGUCCUCUGCCGAGGCGAUCCUGGCUCUCUUUCCUGAAAAUUUCCACCAAAACCUCAAAAACCUGCUGACGAAAAUCAUCCUGGAACACAUCUCCACUUGGCGAACUGAAGCCCAAGCAAAUCAGAUCUCUCUGCCGCGCCUAGUCGACCUGGACUGGAGAGUGGACAUCAAAACCUCCUCUGACAGCAUCAGCCGCAUGGCCGUCCCCACCUGCCUGCUCCAGAUGAAGAUCCAGGAAGAUCCUAGUCUGUGUGGAGACAAGCCCUCCGUCUCAGCUGUCACCGUGGAGCUGAGUAAGGAAACGCUGGACACUAUGCUGGACGGGCUGGGCCGCAUCCGAGACCAGCUUUCCGCCGUGGCCAACAAAUGACCCCAGCCAGCCGUCGCCCCCACUGCCGGGUCCCAGCUGCCGGCCAGCAGCGGAGCGCCUCCCGGCCGUCCCUGUAGCAGCAGCUUCGGCCGACGGCAGGCUGGCCGGUUGGGUCGGGGAGGGGGCUGCCAUCCAGAAGGCACCGCUGGAUUGGGAGGAAGCGGCCGCGCCCCCACGCUGUUCUCCUCACUCAUUAUCUUCGCCUCUUUCCGAGGCAGAAGCCUCCGUCGCCGGAAGACUUAAUCGCCGCCGGAGCCGUGUGAGGGGGCAUCUGCCUCAGCAGCUUCGCGUGUGGCUGCUUGGAAAAUCCGGGCCCCGUUGUGGAGCUCAUCUAACGAGCUCCUUCCCAGCAGCAGGUGUGACUCACGUGUUGGCAGCCCUGGAACACAGGGCGGUGACCUGCAGUUCCGCCCCUCCGUUAGGGAAGCUGGCCGGGUCCCCAGAGCGGGGCCACCUCGGUAUGCUCCGCCCCGGCCUACGCUCAGAGCCCUCCCGAGCCCCCUCAACCCUGCCGGCCCUCCUUCCAGCGUAGGGAGUCUGAGAUGGCUGCCCGUCUCCUCCCUCGCACAGCCAGAGGGCCCUUCCUUGGCCGUUCCAGGCUACAGACGUGGGAAUGACUGGAAAUAAAUAACAGUUCUGAAAACUUCAUGACUCUAGUCAUGCUCCUCGAAGCUUCUGUCCUCAGCCCGAGUUGUUGCCUCAGGCCAGUGCUGCCUCAUGUUCGUAAAGAUGAUCCCAACUUUGCAAUUCCCAGCUAAGCCCGUGGGCAUGGCGUGACCUGAAACCAGGCUUGGGACCCUCCCACGUUCCCGGUUUGUCUGUCAUGCAGAGCAAAGGAAAGCGAGGUUGACAGUAUCUGCCCGUUAAGAGCUAGCGUGGAUGUGCCCCUUAGAGCUGAGCCAUCCCUGGCACGUGCCUGUCACAUCCCAGGGACCCCUGUGUGAGGCUGCUGCCUCGCCAUCCACAUCACCCCACGGCAGCAGCACCCGGCCUGCCGAGUGCCCGUUUUGACGGCUUCUGGGCAGUGUGUGAAUGCGGGGUGGGGGCAGGUGGAACCCAGGGGAGAGACGAUGGGCCCCGUCAGGCUGCCAGGGUCGGAAGCCAGCUCUGCCUCAGUGACGAGGUGUUUGACCUCCGGGUCUCAGACCGCCUAAAUGGGGAUACUAAAGUACCCACUCUGCAGGGCUUUUGUGAAGAAAGGCUCGGUCACGUUAGCGCUGAUUAUUAAAGGAAAGGGAGGUGGACGGCUGUCUGCUGCCAUCGCUUCAUCUGCUGUGGCAGGGCUGAUGGACGGCACAUGUCACCAGUGGGGAAAUCCGCUCCGUGAAGUCCAGUCGCCUGCCGGGAAGCGGCCUCCUUGGGACCUGGGCCCAGAUCUGUCUCGCUUUCUGUCUACCACACGGGACUCUGCAAGGGAGGUGGAGGUCUGUGACUUUGGCUCCACUCGGAAAGUGCUGGAACUGAAGGAGAGAUGAGAAAACUCACUGCUGAGACACUAGGAAUGUCAAGAAAAAAAAUCCCCAGCUCCUCUUUGCUGUUUCCUGGAAGCUGAGCAAACUUCUCUUAAAAUGGCAGUUCUUGACUUCGUGGCGGCUGUAUCCAUUGACUGUGGAUCCUUUCUGUAGGAAAUGAAUAUUCCAUGGUUUACAGUCAGUGACAGGGCUUCAUGGACCCUGGAAGCCAGCCCACUGUUUCCAGAUUGAGAGCCCCUGAUCAUAGGUUGAAUUCAGCCUUGUGAAUUCAACCCCUCUGUGUCCCUUUUGGUCCCUGUGACUCACAGUGUUCUCCCAAUCCCUGUUCUCUGGACCUCCCAUGGGAAGCCAAAACAAAAUCACUUGAAGCAGCGUAGGUGUCUGGGCCUUUGGAUGUUCCUUUAGUCACGUUGACCUGAACAGAACCAUCUGGGCGCAUUCCAUAUGGAGGGCAUUCAAUAAAUAACCGGAAAAUUCAA
This is a messenger RNA of Prionailurus viverrinus (fishing cat), 2558 nucleotides long. It is a transcript of the gene COMMD9, whose product is annotated as COMM domain containing 9. The record is from RefSeq and is a predicted model, not a curated record. Bases 11 to 607 code for a protein of 198 amino acids. The transcript is spliced from 8 exons. Lineage: Eukaryota; Metazoa; Chordata; Mammalia; Carnivora; Felidae.